AAUCAAAGUUAAUCAGUAUGGGUAGAUAGCCCAGACGAGGAAUACGAAUUUAACUUCAAGUACUAUCCAAACAUUAAAAAUGUUGCGUCAAUCAAUAAAGUUAGGACAGAGUACUGCCUAUAGGUGGAGUUCUAGCGCAGCAGCUCUGAAAACCAAUGCAGUAGACAGUUCCUAUGUGCAGCAGUUGCAGGCGGAAUGGAAGACUGCCAAGUCUUUCAAGGAACUGCCGGGUCCGACACGUUGGCAAAUGUUUCGAGGUUUUAUGAACGGAGGGGAGUACGCUAAAAUGGAUAUGCGAAAUUUGAUGAUCUACUUUCGGGAGCUAUAUGGCGACACCUUUCUAAUGCCAGGUCUAUUUGGCAUGCCCAACAAUCUGGUGACCUUCAAUGUUGAUAACUUUGAGAAGGCCUAUCGCACCGAAGGUCAAUGGCCAGUUCGUCCAGGCUCAGAAGUUUUCGUCCAUUACCGAGAGAAACGUGCCGAUGGGUUCUUUAAGGAUUGCAUGGGCCUCCUCUCUAGUGGCGAACAGUGGGGACGCUUAAGAUCUAUUGCGAAUCCCGUGCUGAUGCAGCAUCGCAAUGCGGCAUCGUAUUUGCAACCCAUGCAGCGAGUUAAUCAACAGUUUGUCCAACGGAUCCGCGAGAUACGAGAUAAGGACACACAGGAGGUGCCCGGCACCUUUCUUAAAGAGAUCAAUCAUCUGACAUUUGAAUCGGUUGCCGUUGUGGCCUUGGAUCGCGAGCUUGGUCUCAUUAGGAAUCCCGAGAAGUCACCAAAAGCUCAAAAACUCUUUAACAGCCUGCAGAACUUUAUGCAGACCUUUUACGAGCUGACCAUGAUGCCAUCGAUCUACAAAUAUGUGUCCACGCCGACAUAUCGUCGUUUCAGUCGCGCCAUGGACGACAUCUUUGAAGUGUGUUCGUUCUACAUCAACCAAGCCCUGGAGCGCAUUGAGAAGAACCCGGCGGAUUCGGCUGGGAUGAUGAGUGUACUAGAACAAUUGGCGCGUACAGAUCGCAAGUUUGCCAUUGUGAUGAGUAUUGAUAUGUUAAUGGGCGGCGUGGAUACCACAAGCUCAGCUUUGUCUGGCAUUAUGCUAAAUCUGGCCAAAAAUCCUGAAAAGCAGGCCAAGCUGCGUGAAGAGAUUGUGGCAAAGUUGCCGCAUCCCACAGAUGAGUUCACUUUUAGCGAUAUGAAGGCGCUGCCAUAUCUACGAGCCUUCAUCAAAGAAUCCUUGCGUGUGUAUCCAGUAGCUUUUGGCAAUCUGCGCGCCACUGGUGCGGAUAUGGUACUAGAUGGCUAUCGUAUACCAAAGCAUACCCGUCUCCUGAUGAACUCCAAUUUACUGCUUGACGAUGAGCGUUUCUAUCCAAGAGCCAAAGAGUUUUUACCAGAGAGAUGGCUGCGCCAACAGCCAAACGAGAGCGAGAACCUGGUUGCAGACAACAUGAGUCCAUUUGUAUAUCUGCCAUUUGGUUUUGGACCACGGAUGUGUGUGGGCAAACGAAUUGUGGACAUGGAAAUGGAAAUUACGGUGGCCAAUUUGGUGCGGAACUUCCAAGUUGAAUACAAGUAUCCCACAGAGAAUGCGUUUAAGAGUACCUUCAUUAACCAACCUGUCAUACCACUGAAAUUCAAAUUUACCGACAUUAAAUAUUAGAUUUCAUUUACAAAUUGCAAGCAAACAGACUAAUAAAAACAAUUUAUCGUAAGCAUUUUAA
Messenger RNA from Drosophila innubila, 1721 nucleotides. It is a transcript of the gene Cyp12c1, whose product is annotated as probable cytochrome P450 12c1, mitochondrial. The transcript is spliced from 2 exons. Bases 80 to 1660 code for a protein of 526 amino acids. The record is from RefSeq and is a predicted model, not a curated record. NCBI's taxonomy places the organism in Eukaryota, Metazoa, Arthropoda, Insecta, Diptera, Drosophilidae. Gene Ontology annotation, molecular function: iron ion binding; oxidoreductase activity, acting on paired donors, with incorporation or reduction of molecular oxygen; heme binding.